GCACCUAAAGCUUUCGCGGAAAGUGUGUACAGUCAGUAAACGGCCAUGCCGCAGGGUGAAACGUUCUAUCGCGCUGUCUCUCAAGUGCUCUUCAUAUCACAGGCUUAUGCUCUGCUGCCCGUGAGUAAUAUACGCUCCGUCGAUGUAAACAAGAUUCGAUUCAACUGGCGGAGUCCACGCGUAAUUUACUCGGCCACCAUUUUCCUACUCAACCUGUGCGAAUUCGGUGCCGUCUUGAAUUAUGUCAGCAGCGUCGGCGUCAACUUCCACACGUCCAGCUCGCUGGCGCUCUACAUCGUGUGCCUGCUGGAGCACCUGUUCUUCUGGAGGUUGGCGUUCAACUGGCACAGCAUCAUGCGCCACUGGCACCGCGUGGAGCAGCUCUUCCUCAGCGUGCCCUAUCGCUUCUACGGCGAGUACAACAUGAAGCGACGCAUCAAUAUUGUUGUGGGUCUCGUUAUGUCAUCUGCACUGGUGGAGCACUGCCUGCUGCUGGCCAACUCCUUCCACCUGAGCAAUCUGGAGCGCACGCAAUGCAACAUUAAUGUCAGCUACCUGGAGAGCAUCUACAAGUGGGAACGACCGCAUCUCUACAGAGUACUCCCCUACCACGUCUGGCUGCUGCCGCUGCUUGAGUGGGUCAAUGAGACCAUUGCCUAUCCGCGCUCCUUCACCGACUGUUUCCUCAUGUGCAUUGGCAUCGGGCUGGCUGCGCGCUUCCACCAGCUGCACCGCCGCAUUGCUGCCGUGCACCGCAAGGUGAUGCCUGCCAUAUUCUGGACAGAGGUGCGGCAGCAUUACUUGGCCCUGAAGCGUCUAGUGCGCCUGCUGGACUCGGCUGUAGCUCCUCUCAUACUCUUGGCCUUUGGCAAUAACAUGUCAUUCAUAUGCUUUCAGUUGUUCAAUACUUUCAAAAAUAUCGGUGUGGAUCUCAUUGUCAUGGUAGCCUUCUGGUAUUCGCUAAUCUUUGCUAUUAUCCGCACGACUCUGACCAUAUUUAUCACCUCCUCAAUAAACGAUUUCGAGCAGAAAAUCAUUACCGCCCUUCGCGAUGUGCCCUCAAAGGCGUGGACCCCAGAGGUUCAGCGCUUCAGCGAACAGCUAGGCAACGAUAUGACCGCCUUAUCGGGCAAUGGAUUCUUCUAUGUGACCCGGCAACUCAUUCUGUCUAUGACCACAACGAUUAUCACUUAUGAGCUCAUGAUAUCGGAUGUCAUUAACCAGGCAACAAUAAGGCAAAAAACCGUCUACUGCUGAAAUUUAAUCAAAUUCG
Molecule: messenger RNA, 1273 nt
Organism: Drosophila arizonae
Lineage: Eukaryota; Metazoa; Arthropoda; Insecta; Diptera; Drosophilidae
Gene: Gr64b
Product: Gustatory receptor 64b
Biological process (GO): sensory perception of sweet taste; detection of chemical stimulus involved in sensory perception of taste
Cellular component (GO): membrane
Molecular function (GO): sweet taste receptor activity
Source: RefSeq, a predicted model, not a curated record